Messenger RNA from Ooceraea biroi (clonal raider ant), 1507 nucleotides. Its product is annotated as persulfide dioxygenase ETHE1, mitochondrial. Gene Ontology annotation, biological process: glutathione metabolic process; hydrogen sulfide metabolic process. NCBI's taxonomy places the organism in Eukaryota, Metazoa, Arthropoda, Insecta, Hymenoptera, Formicidae. The record is from RefSeq and is a predicted model, not a curated record. Gene Ontology annotation, cellular component: mitochondrion. Gene Ontology annotation, molecular function: sulfur dioxygenase activity.
GUGGUAGACUCGCUGACAGAGAUUUUUUUUAAUUAUUCAGUAAUCAUGACGCGAUGAUCGGAUGAUCGGCCAGUGAGGGGAAAAAAGAGAGAGAGGUUACGUUGUUGUCUACGGCUGCAGGGGGCAGCUUUAUCUUCGCGUUGCGUAAGAUUGCGAAAUGCAGUACAAUAACAUGAUUUCGGAUAACGAAUGGAUUAUCAUUGUCAGCGAUCAUCGUUGCCCUGUUCUCUCUCGUCGAGUCAGUACGUAACGGUACACGAAGAAAAGAGCAUCGGCGCUAUAUCACAAGGGCAACAUGAUUCGCAACCUUUGUUUCCGGACAAGCUCGCCGAUGCUGCAAACGCUCGGAAUGCGCGCUAUUCACGCCAUGGUGGACGUUUUGACGAAGCGCACUCCCUUUUCGAGGGACUUCUUGUUCCGUCAGUUCUUCGAUCCAAUGUCUAGCACGUACACAUAUCUGUUGGCUGAUGUCAACGAUAAAGAAGCGAUUUUAAUCGAUCCAGUCAUCGAAUGGGUUGAGCGUGACAAGAGAAUUAUCGAGGAACUCGGAUUAACUCUGAAAUAUGCCCUAAACACGCACAUGCACGCGGAUCACAUCACUGGCACGGGUCGACUCAAAUCACUGCUGCCUGGUUGCAAGUCCAUGAUAUCGCGCGCCAGCGGUGCCGAGGCGGACAUAUUCCUGCAGGCGGAUGAUCAAAUCCAUUUCGGCAGGCAUUAUCUCAAGGUGUUAUCCACUCCGGGCCACACUGAAGGUUGUGUCACUUACGUUUGCGAUGAGCAGGCAAUCGCGUUCACGGGCGAUGCACUCUUGAUACGGGGAUGCGGCAGAACUGAUUUUCAGGGCGGAUCCGCCUCGACCCUGUACAAGUCCGUGCACGAGAAGAUCUUCACAUUGCCGCGAAAUUACCAGCUGUACCCGGCGCACGAUUACAACGGCAGAACUGUCACCACGGUAGCCGAGGAGAAGGUUCUCAAUCCCAGACUGUCCAAGUCGGCAAAGGAGUUUAUCGAUAUUAUGAACAACCUCAACUUGUCUUACCCCAGGAUGAUCGAUACAGCUGUACCAGCAAAUAAAGUUUGCGGUGUAUACGAGAUCGAAGAGAAAAAGGACAAACAAUAAAAGUCAUUAAUAAUAUUAUUAUUAAUACAAUAGUACUGUAUGCCAGUAUUGCAACUCAUUUGUUACUCAUUUUAUAUUUCUAAUGUAAAUAAUGGUAUUCUGACAGUUAACAUUCCUACGCAGUAUGAAUUGCGUUAGAAAUGAAUUUUAACGUAUUGUAUUAUGGUGAUCGGUAUUGUUAAUGUUAGAUGAAUCGUAACUAAAAGAAAUUAUUCAUAAGCAAUGAGCUAUAUGAUAUUAUUAUAAUAGACAAGUUUUGUAUUUGAUUUACAUUCGCACUGCUUUAAUGCACUAGAAUUUAUGCAAAGAUUCAUGCAUUGUUUAGAAAUAUAUUUGUUAUGAUUGUAAAAAUAAAAAUAAAAUCUGAAACUUUUAUUUUACAGU